GUGAUAUCACUGGCAACAACACCUUCAUCAACUUUGUUUGUACCUCAGCUACACAUCGAGUCCUCGGAGGGGACAAGAUCCAGCUGCGUUUGUUAGUGCCAGGAUCCCGAUGCACUUGUAUCUCGGACAAAAUCCUCGAACACUCUACCUAGUAACCAGCGCUCACGAAGAGAAACAGGGCUGUCCUCAAAGAGCAUUAAUAUUUCGUGCUGCAGAGGCAGCGUCCCAAGUUGUGGUGGAAUUCCUUCCUGCCGAUGAAGUGAGCCUCUCAAGUGCCGUUAGAGUCACCAACCGUGUUGCGAAAGGAUCCCUUGGCCUAAUCUCGGUGGAAAAUGAUAUCUUUCUGGCAGUGGUAACCUCUGCGACGGAAGUUGGGAACACCCGCCUCUCUCAGUCGACACCAGAGAAGGUGGCCAGAAUUCAUGAAGUACAAUUCUUUUGCCUUACUUCGUCUGCAUGGGACGAUUUCUCCUCCUCUCAAGAAACAUUAGCCACCUAUGAUGCUGUCGACACACUCAUGAACAGGGAAACUUUUCCUCCAACUCCCAGCCCACCCGUUUUCGAACACCCCUGUAUGCCCCUCACGAAAAUACUUUCCUCUGGCUCGUUCUACUAUGCGUUGGACCCGUGUUGGGACAUUUCCUCACGGUUAUCAGUACGACUUACCCGAGGAGACUCCUCUCAACAUGAUGUUGGAAUCUUUGACGACCGAUUCAUCUGGAAUGAGUACGUUGUCAAGAGUCUGCUCGACUUCAGGGAGAAACUUGAUCCUGGAGAGCGCCAAGAUCUUGACCGAUGUCAAUUUAUCAUCCUCGCCAUACAAGGUUAUGUAGGUGUCUUCACCAUGGCCUUGCCAGCACCGCCAGUUAGUGGUGCACCAGUCAUUGUGACACUGUCCUUGAUCUCUCGCCUUGGGCGGAAGCGCGCGGGCACUCGCUUCAAUACUCGUGGCGUAGACGAUGACGGAAACACUGCAAAUUUUGUUGAGACAGAGACAAUAUUGAGUACGGACCUGCAUUGCAUGAGCUACACGCAAGUUCGGGGGAGCGUACCUCUUUUUUGGGAGCAGCAAGGUAUACAAACAUUCGGUCAGCGUAUACAAAUUACACGCCCGCACGCAUCCCAGCCGGCUUUCGAACGUCAUUUUGCACAGCUCAUGGACGAGUACGGAGCUGUUCACGCUAUCAACCUCCUUGGAUCAAAAGAAAACGAGGCUACGUUGACGGCCGCUUAUGCAAAUCAUUUGAACCGGGCACGGAAUAUAUGGAGUGAUCAACUUGGCAUUACCCAGUAUGACUUCCACUAUGCAGUUAAGAUGGCGGGUCAUGAUAGUGUCAUAAGGGACAUAGAGCGUUUGAAGUCUGUUAGUGAUCGCAUGGAACGGUUUGGUUACACACUUGCCGAUGCUUCAACGGGAGAACUUAUCACGGAGCAAGGAGGAGUGUUCAGGACAAAUUGCUUAGACUGCUUGGACAGAACCAAUUUCGUACAGGAUAUACUGUCGCGUAAGGCGCUUGAACAAUACCUCAGAGUGGUUCAUCUGGAGUGGAUUCACUCCGGCUCUCUGUGGACACAUCAUCGAGAACUUUGGGCGGAAAAUGGAGAUGCACUGUCACGUAUAUACGCUGGCACCGGGGCUUUGAACACAAGUUAUACGCGAAGCGGGAAGCGAACACUUGCUGGUGUGCUAUCCGACGCAACCAAAAGUGUCUCAAGGGCAUACAUCAACAACUUCCAGGACAAAGGAAAGCAAGUCGCCAUUGAUAUGUUCCUUGGUAACCUCAGCAACCAGACACAAGUGAGUAUAUUCGACCCUGUGCAUGACACUGUCAGAAGGGCCCUCGAAGAACGAAUUUCCGAAUAUUCGACCACUCGUUGGUGCCAUUUAUUCGUGGGUACAUGGAACGUGAACGGUCGGUCGCCGUCUGAAAGUCUUCAGCCGUGGCUUUUUCCCCGAGAUGGCUUUCCAGACCCUGACAUGUUUGUUCUCGGAUUCCAAGAGAUAGUUCUGCUCAACCCGCAGCAAAUAGUGCAAACCGACCCGGAAAAGAAACGCGUAUGGGAACUUAAACUUAUGGAAGCUAUCAACGGGCGUCCACAAAAGUCAUGUGAUUACGUCCUCCUACGCAGCGAGCAGCUUGUCGGCGCUGCAUUAUUCGUCGUCGUCAAGUCUGAAUUGACGGCUGUUAUCAGAAACGUGGAAGGUGCUUCUAAAAAAACUGGACUUCGCGGUAUGUCGGGCAACAAGGGGGGGAUCGGUGUCCGUCUGGAUUACUACGAUACCAGCUUCUGUUUCAUCACGGCCCAUUUAGCUGCUGGUCAUUCUAAUGUCGACGAACGCAACGCUGACUUCCAGACCAUUGAAAAAGGGCUUCACUUUUUGAAAGGAAAAUCCAUAGCUAGUCACGAUAAUGUCGUAUGGCUAGCAGACACAAAUUAUCGCAUAGAUCUCGACAACGACAGUGUCAGAACACUAGCAGAGCAGGGAGCGUUCGAUCCUUUGAUUGCUGUCGAUCAGCUGAAGCAAGCCAUUGACGAUCGUGAGGCGUUUGUUGGGUAUGAAGAGGGGCCCCUGCUAUUCUCUCCCACCUAUAAAUACGACGUCGGGACGAAUAAUUAUGAUACCAGUGAAAAGAUGCGAAUACCGGCCUGGACAGAUAGGAUUCUAUUCAAGGGCAAGCUGGACUUGGCAGUGUAUUCGCGGGCAGAGUUGAAAGGCUCGGACCAUCGGCCAGUCUUCGGCCUCUUCAGGACUCAAGUUCGGAUCAUUGACGCAGCAAAGAAAGCUGUGCUUUCCCGCUUACUGCUUGAGACGGUGCUGGCAGCUGCCCCUGGAGAAAAACUGGACGACAAGAUUGCUUCCCUUGUGCUCCCCAGUGAGACCGCGGAUUUACCUCUUCCGAGUACCGAUGAAUCUUGUUGGUGGGAAAAACUUGAAUCACGCGACGGUCGACUGGUGAUCUCGCCUGCAUAUGUGGGAACUUCACCGUCGAACCCCUUUGACUCGCCAGGAAGCUCGCCCCUGUCUUCACCGUCGUCAUCCGACGAAGAACUCUACUCGCGUGCCGCUGAUUUGUCAAGGUUGCCAGCUCCUAUGUCGCCCACGCCGCUCAACGGUAGAAGUACCUCACUCACGGACUAUUUGUAAAACCUUUGCGGAGACGGAUGAGGUGAUACCAAGUAAAUUGACUCAGGAGUAAAGUACACGGAAUAAUACCGGGGCGAUGGGUUAGACCAACUAAAUUAGGCCCUGCUUUUUCAAGUCCUCGUACAUCUUCCGGUUAUAUACGUUACCCUCAUCAUCCUCCAGUUCCUCCGUAGUUUCCUGCUCGAAAAUCUCACGCCGGCCCUCUUGCUUCAGUUUCUCGGCCACUACAAGGUUGAUAAGUCGC
Messenger RNA from Pisolithus orientalis, 3392 nucleotides. Its product is annotated as DNase I-like protein. The transcript has 22 exons. NCBI's taxonomy places the organism in Eukaryota, Fungi, Basidiomycota, Agaricomycetes, Boletales, Pisolithaceae. Gene Ontology annotation, cellular component: cytoplasm; membrane. Gene Ontology annotation, biological process: phosphatidylinositol dephosphorylation. Gene Ontology annotation, molecular function: phosphatidylinositol-3,5-bisphosphate 5-phosphatase activity; phosphatidylinositol-4,5-bisphosphate 5-phosphatase activity. The record is from RefSeq and is a predicted model, not a curated record. Bases 110 to 3148 code for a protein of 1012 amino acids.